This is a messenger RNA of Ficedula albicollis (Collared flycatcher), 2209 nucleotides long. RefSeq names its product calcium/calmodulin dependent protein kinase II gamma (gene CAMK2G). The record is from RefSeq and is a predicted model, not a curated record. Gene Ontology annotation, biological process: protein phosphorylation. The coding region runs from base 16 to 1842 and encodes 608 amino acids. NCBI's taxonomy places the organism in Eukaryota, Metazoa, Chordata, Aves, Passeriformes, Muscicapidae. Gene Ontology annotation, molecular function: calcium/calmodulin-dependent protein kinase activity; calmodulin binding; ATP binding. The transcript is spliced from 23 exons. Gene Ontology annotation, cellular component: neuron projection; cytoplasm.
GCCCGCAGCCCGAACAUGGCCACCACGGCAACGUGCACCCGCUUCACCGACGAGUACCAGCUCUACGAGGAGCUCGGCAAGGGAGCCUUCUCUGUGGUCCGCAGAUGUGUAAAGAAAAAUUCUUCACAGGAAUAUGCUGCAAAAAUCAUCAACACCAAAAAACUGUCAGCCAGAGAUCACCAGAAACUGGAACGUGAAGCUCGAAUUUGCCGACUUCUGAAGCAUCCAAAUAUUGUGCGACUCCAUGACAGUAUUUCAGAAGAAGGUUUCCAUUACCUCGUCUUUGAUCUGGUUACUGGUGGGGAGCUCUUUGAGGAUAUCGUUGCUAGAGAAUACUACAGUGAAGCAGAUGCCAGCCACUGUAUUCAUCAGAUACUGGAGAGUGUGAAUCACAUUCACCAGCAUGAUAUUGUGCACAGGGACUUGAAGCCUGAGAAUUUACUACUAGCGAGUAAAUGUAAGGGUGCUGCUGUCAAACUGGCUGACUUCGGACUGGCUAUAGAAGUCCAGGGAGAGCAGCAGGCCUGGUUUGGGUUUGCUGGUACUCCAGGCUACCUCUCCCCUGAAGUCUUAAGAAAAGAUCCUUAUGGAAAACCAGUGGAUAUAUGGGCAUGUGGAGUGAUUCUGUACAUAUUACUAGUGGGGUACCCUCCCUUUUGGGAUGAAGAUCAGCACAAACUCUAUCAGCAGAUCAAAGCCGGAGCCUAUGACUUCCCAUCACCUGAGUGGGACACUGUGACUCCCGAAGCCAAGAAUUUGAUCAACCAGAUGCUGACGAUAAACCCAGCGAAGCGCAUCACAGCUGACCAGGCUCUCAAACACCCAUGGGUUUGUCAACGAUCCACCGUCGCAUCAAUGAUGCACAGGCAGGAGACUGUGGAAUGCUUGAGAAAGUUCAAUGCUAGAAGGAAGCUAAAGGGUGCAAUCCUCACAACGAUGCUUGUGUCUCGGAAUUUUUCAGCUGCCAAAAGCCUGUUGAACAAGAAAUCAGAUGGAGUGAAGAAAAGGAAGUCGAGCUCCAGUGUGCAUUUGAUGCCACAGAGCAACAACAAAACCAGUAUAGUAAGCACUGCAAAAGAAACACCCCCAGUGCAGACGUCCAUGGAGCCUCAAACAACUGUUGUCCAUAAUGCUACAGAUGGCAUAAAGGGUUCCACAGAGAGCUGUAACACCACAACUGAAGAUGAGGAUCUGAAAGCUCCCCCUCUCUCCACCGGGGACGGCAGCUCAGUGCUUGAAGGACGGAGGCACAGUGAGAGCAAAACACAGACUGAGUCCAUGCAGUCCCAGCUUUCUCUCUGUUUCUCAGCCACUACAAAGUCUUGUGAAGAGAAGCUCCAUGCCUGGGACAGCCCAGGGCAGACAUUGGAGUUAGAGCGUGCUCGGUCGGAGCCGUUGCUAACUCCGGUAGUUCCCUUUGUACUUAACCGAGCACCGUUGCGUAAGCAAGAGAUCAUUAAGAUAACAGAGCAGCUGAUAGAGGCCAUCAACAAUGGAGAUUUUGAGGCAUAUACAAAAAUUUGUGAUCCUGGCUUGACCUCAUUUGAACCUGAAGCACUGGGAAACCUGGUUGAAGGAAUGGAUUUCCAUAAGUUUUACUUUGAAAACUUGCUGUCGAAGAACAGCAAGCCGAUCCACACGACCAUCCUGAACCCCCACGUGCACGUCAUCGGGGAGGACGCCGCCUGCAUCGCGUACAUCCGCCUGACGCAGUACAUCGACGGCCAGGGCCGGCCCCGCACCACGCAGUCGGAGGAGACCCGCGUCUGGCACCGCCGAGACGGCAAGUGGCUCAAUGUGCACUACCACUGCUCUGGAGCUCCUGCAGCGCCUCUCCAGUGAGGAUCGCAUACGGGGCUAAGAAAGUGGCAGCAGCCGGAACAUCUUUCAGAAAUGAAGUAAGGGGGAAAGCAAAAGUGAAGGAGAGAAAGAGAGAGGGAGAGCAAGAAAGGAGGCGGCUUGAACAGCGGAUGGCUGAACUGUGCUCCGCAAAGCCAUGGUGGAAGUUAAUACCGCAUUCGGGCUGUGCUGCAGCUACAGUCGGUGAGAGGUGGCAAGGAGACCCCAGAGGAGCCAGUGUUCAAGAGAGAGGAGGUGCUUCUCUUCCUGUUGCCCAGCAGUCUGACUUCAGCCUGUUUAUUCUUCAAUUUCUGCACAGCAAGAACGCUACGGAAACCUGGUUGCUCGGCUGCUGGAUCCCAAAACAGAC